Messenger RNA from Actinia tenebrosa (Australian red waratah sea anemone), 2505 nucleotides. RefSeq names its product stabilizer of axonemal microtubules 1. Gene Ontology annotation, cellular component: cytoskeleton. Lineage: Eukaryota; Metazoa; Cnidaria; Anthozoa; Actiniaria; Actiniidae. The record is from RefSeq and is a predicted model, not a curated record. Gene Ontology annotation, molecular function: microtubule binding.
UUGCUACGGCAACGUCACACAACAUUCAUGCUGGUAGCAUCUCUCGGCGGUACACAAGCAAAUUCCUCCAAACUCCAGAGUUUCCAUCGAUGAAGCAGUUGUAAUCCAGAGAAAACACGGCCAUGACAAAGAAGUGUAUCUGCCAGAUCUGUACUUGUGGACGCCAUCGCUGUCCUCACGAAUCUUCCAACCCCAACAGAGUCAUUAACAAAAAACAAGAAGAGAAAUGUUCUGUAACUGAGUACACUGGCAACUACUUGUCUACAAGCCCACGACGUGGUCCAUUUAACCGACCAAGGGACCUUAUACAUUAUGAUGGUCCUCUCGAACAAAGGACCUCUCAUAAAAUGGACUUUGGGACCUAUGAUGUACGGCCCCCUAUGAAAAAGGAAACGGAAAAAUAUGUCCCCAAUCCAAACAAGUUUGACACUGUGUCUGAGAAUAAGGACCACUACAAAGGCUCUAGGGGUGUCCCUGCAAGGAUGCCUCCUUAUCUUAAAGGUCUUACUAUGAGAUUACCAUCUGCAAGGGUAGAAUAUAAAUCAACUUCACAUGGCGAUUAUAAAACUUGGAGGCCUGAACCUUUAGAGAGGAUGGGGCGGAGUAAUACAUAUAUGCCUCCUUCGGAGCCUUUCAAAGAAACUUCAAUCCACAGACAGGAUUAUCAUCGGUUCAACCAGCCGCCAAGGCCAACUGCCAGGCAACCGGAUAAGAUCAAAAUAGAAGGCGCACAGGAAACAAAAACUACCAGCUUGGCUCAUUUUACGCCCAAAGAUAUACCACCAAAAAUGGAACCAAAAAAAGAAGAGUACAACCCCCCUGAGGCACCAUUUGACAGUACCUCCAUCUUCAAGGCAGACUUCAAAGAUCUCCGUCACGCACCCAAAGCUAAAAUGUGUCGUCCAGUCAGCGAUUUAUUCGCCACUGAUCAAAUGAUGGCAAGUGUUACGACCAAAGACUCCGAUUACAAGGCUUGGGAAGUGAAGAUACCGAAACAGAAGUCUCCAGAGCUGUACAAAAAGCCCGAUGGAGAGGUAGAAUGUCGUACCACACACAUGGACUAUGGGAACUUUGGACGCAAAGCCUUGCCAGCCAAAAACGCACGUCCAAGAACCAAGCUGAAGUUUGGUCGUGAAGAUGUCCUAGAUGACACAACGAAUUAUGGGCUGAGCUUUAGAUGGGCUGCACAACCCAAAACUCUCUCGAAAGGUCCGGGUGUUAGUAACGACAUAUUCCCUACUGGCAACCGAGGUUUUAAUGAUACCUCGGAGUUUCUAGACCAGUACAAAAGGUUCAAUGUUGUUCCUUCCAAGAUGUACAAAGAUAACAGUAGGCUCUUCAAAACCAAUGAUCCAUUAUCAAGGAGCACGGUCUAUAACGGUGAAUAUGAUUGGCCAAAAGUUACGUGCCCUUCUGAUAAACUUAUGACUGGUAGUCUUAAGUUUGAUCAUGAGACAGAGACUGGACAUCGAGUGUUCGAGAUUCCUGCGAUUGAUGUAAAUGGGUCUUUUAAUCUUACCACAAACAAAGAUAGAUCCUUAGUCAUGAGCUGAAUGCAGUUGAAAAUGGUUAUAAUUAUGGCAGCGUAGGAGACUAUCUACAAGCUAGAUAGAUGGACUUUACUUUUUCAGAAGUGCGUCAAUUGCUUCAUAGAUGACAGACGAUCUCACAAUAAAAUGCUUUUGUUUAGUCAGAAAAAGCCUUGAGCCUAAAAAAAGCUAUCAGAUCAGUUGAUGUCCAGUUUUUCAGUCCGCGGUAACGUUUUUCAGAUUCCGAUAUCAAAUAGCUUAUCGUAAUAAAGCGACCCGAUCUACGACAAGGUUGGAAUCAUCCCAAAUCAAUGUAAAUAGAUAAUAUAUUAUUUGCGCAAGUAGGCAUCGUUGUGUUGCGCAUUUUAUGGAAUGCAAAGAAUAUAUAAAGGAAAAUAUAUCUUCACUAGACAAUGACACAAAUUUCAAUGUCAGUCCAGUAAAAUAGUUUCUCGCCUAUAAAAAGCUUUGUUUUCGAAGUGGACCUCUUUGGAUUGAGUGUAAUGUUUUACCAUUUUACCACGUCAUUCCUUGAGUAUUGUUUCUUUCUUUACUGGUAACCUUGAGACAACGAUUUUUUAUGAUGUAGUUAGAUUGAAGAAUCUUUCUCAAGUGAUGGGUACAUGGUUAGAAAUAGUAAAACGUUACUAAGGUUACGUACUAACCAGAGGUCCAUUAAAAAGAUAAUAUAAUACGAGAAUUUCAUUCAAGCUCUAAAUAAAAACACACUUUUUUACUAAAAUGUAUAUGAAUAGCUGUUAUUACAGUUGCGCCCGCAAUGAGGCCGAUACGAAGAUGGUUAUCUCAUUUGCAUCUGACUUGCAUGCAUCCAUAAUAACUGCCAUUGGAAAUCAUUUUCGUAAUUUAAAAAAAUUGCACUAUAAAACAAAUUUAAAGGUUGUUAACCCCGUGUAACGCACAUCACAGAAAAAAGUUGAUAUUAAAAAAGAUUCAUAUAAUAAAAUUCUAAAACAUU